Messenger RNA from Sphaeroforma arctica JP610, 347 nucleotides. RefSeq lists its product as hypothetical. Gene Ontology annotation, molecular function: inositol hexakisphosphate binding. The annotation marks the transcript as partial. Gene Ontology annotation, biological process: cellular response to phosphate starvation; phosphate ion transport. The transcript has 3 exons. Gene Ontology annotation, cellular component: cytoplasm; Golgi apparatus; plasma membrane. Lineage: Eukaryota; Ichthyosporea; Ichthyophonida. The record is from RefSeq and is a predicted model, not a curated record.
GAUGGUGGGGCGUGUGUUUGCGUCGCCGUUUGUGUCCGUGGGCUUCGCUGAUUUCUGGUUGGCAGAUCAGUUCACCAGUUGUGUGUCGAUGUUUCUCGACUUUGAGUUCGGUAUCUGCCACUACGCGCUCUACUAUGCCGGACACCACCGCCUAGCGGAUAGCUCCACGUGCAGCAGCAAUCGAUGGCCCAUCCGCGCAUUCAUAUACGUUCUACCAGCCUGGUUCCGAUUCGCACAAUGCCUGAGACGUUACUUCGAUACGGGCUCAGCAUAUCCGCAUUUAGUAAACGCCGGCAAAUACACGGCCAGUCUUGUGGCUACAAUCUUCCUAAUACUCGAUCAGGUGU